AAAGGGUUUGGAUACAAAGGAAGCAAGUUUCAUCGCGUGAUCAAGGAUUUCAUGAUCCAGGGAGGUGACUUCACAAAGGGAGAUGGCACAGGAGGUAAGAGCAUCUACGGUGACAAAUUCAAGGACGAGAACUUCAAGCUGAGCCACUACGGUGCCGGAUGGCUGAGCAUGGCCAACGCAGGCAAGGACACCAACGGAUCCCAGUUCUUCCUUACAACCAUCAAGACAAGCUGGCUCGAUGGCAAGCAUGUGGUCUUUGGAAAAGUUUUAGAAGGAAUGGAUGUCGUGAGAAAGAUUGAAAGUACCAAGACGGGGCGUAAUGACAAACCUGCGAAAGAUGUCGUCAUCGCUGACAGCGGCACUAUUGAAGUAAAGGAGCCUUUCACCGUCGACAAGAAAGGAGUAUAAACUGCCUCCAUUCCUUCCUGCCUCAAGGGGGGUGUUUCACAAAGCCUUUUUUUCAAUGACAAAUGACAAAAAUCAAUGACAAAUCUGCUGAUAACCCAUCAGAAGCAAGGAUUUCAGGUAGUUUAUAACAAAGACUAUCAUUUGUCACUGACGACAAGUUUUGUGAAACGGGUCCCAGUUCUACCUAGAUGUACAAAUUUACAGCAACAACAGAACACUUUCUUUCAGGAAAUAGAUGUAUAGCUUGUCUAGUUUUUCAAAUUCACAUGCAGUUUAUGCAAUACUUCAUCAAUUGUAAGCAUAAUGAUGGUGGUGGUUCCGCUUAGAAAUCAAACUGUAUGGCCUAGAUCCCUGAUUGUCUGACCUCGGUUUUUUGUGUGUAUAUAAUUUCAAACUUGUCUAUAUCUGAGGAAUACAUCUGUUCUAAUCAGUGUGUUGUUGUUCUCACAUUCUUAGAAAGUAUAGGUGGACAGUCAUCUAGAUUCCUUUGAACUGUCAGGUAUAGCUAAUAGUUACCGCACUUCUUUAUUCUCUUCAAUGGUAUUACUAUGAAUACUAUCUAAUACAUAGUAUGAAAAAUCAUUUUUGUAACAGAAAAGAAAUGUUUGUAGAGUUUAAUUGUGAUAGAUGACAUACCUGCAGAAUUGCAUGAUCCGCUUUUUACUGUAUUUCUCUACCAGUGAUUAAAUAUUUUUGGUGAUUUUUCUAUCUCUGUCAUUCUUCUUGUCAUAAUCUUGAAAUUGUUCAGGAACAGAAAUUAUCAAGAAUUAAAUAGUGCAGUUAUUACUUGUUAUUAUAAUUGUGUGUCCCUAUACCAUACAUACAUGUAAAAUGCUUUCUCCAUCUGUUUCAUUGGUUUGUAUUGUAUCUAUUUUUGGCAAUUUCAUAGACAAUCAUGACAUUUAUAUAGCUUCAACCCAAUCGAUCUCUGAUACCUAUCCAACAUGGAUUAAAUCUUUUUUUUAAAUUUCAAAUAGACAAACUAUCUCUUUUUUUUUCUCUUAUCUGCAUCGCUCUGCUUGGUAGUUGCAUUAGAUAAAGGAAAGUAGUCAAAAUUAAAUUGGUUGAUAAUCAAAACGUGAUGUCAUUGUAUGUACGAUAAACAGUGCCUUUAUUCACACCCAUUCACUGUGAGUCUAGGAAGCAAUAUAUAUAACCAAAAAUAUGAAAUGUUGUAUGCAUGUACAUUUACUAGAAACUCACAUUUACAAGAUAGCAACUGCUUGUACUCCUGGUACAUGAAGUAUAUAGAGAAUGUUUUAUUUUGUAACUCUUUGAUGGCUUUGGUCGACCACUGGAACAAGUGGGACUGCCAUAGUAAUCUUUUGUCACACACAUGAAUUGUAUACUUCACUCAAUGUGGCAAGUCAGGAUUUCGAUCCACGGUGAAUAAAGAAUUAAAGGUUAUUUAUAUAUAUAUAUAUAUAUAUAUAUAUAUAUAUAUAUAUUUACAUUCUUUUCAGGAUUUCUAGUUUUUGGCCAAGGAACAGUCAUGGGUUGCUAUGGAUGGAUUCAGAAAUGUUAUUUGAGAUGUUGAAUUCAUUCUUUAUAUUCUUAGCAGUUAUGAAGCAAUAUUUUGAUUACAAUAAUCUUAUGUAGUGUCCAUUUCUUUUUAGCAGGUGUGAUGUCAAAUUCCUUAAAUUGAUUUUUUUUUGGGUGGAGGGAUAUAUGUUCAUGCAAGAAAAUAAAGACACACAGUGCACCUGUUAAUUACAAAUCUAA
This is a messenger RNA of Strongylocentrotus purpuratus (purple sea urchin), 2130 nucleotides long. Its product is annotated as peptidyl-prolyl cis-trans isomerase B. Gene Ontology annotation, molecular function: peptidyl-prolyl cis-trans isomerase activity. Gene Ontology annotation, cellular component: intracellular membrane-bounded organelle. The record is from RefSeq and is a predicted model, not a curated record. Lineage: Eukaryota; Metazoa; Echinodermata; Echinoidea; Camarodonta; Strongylocentrotidae. Gene Ontology annotation, biological process: protein peptidyl-prolyl isomerization; protein folding.